AGUAGGUAACGAUGAAUCGUCACCAUCUGAUCUUCCGACAACGACAACAACCGUUUCUCUGUUGACCUUGAUUGUCUGAUCUCUGCCAUUGUCUACUUCUACCCCUUCUUUCAGGUUCUAAUUCAGCCCUUGGUUUUGCCAUUCGAGUUUAGAGCUUUCCAUCGUCUACUUCAUUAGGUUCGAUAUUACUCAAGUCAUUGUUCGAUAUUACUCAAAUAAUAAUAAUACCCAUAAUAAUUAGGCGUGGAAGUGUAUAUUGAUGAAGAGAUCUGCUUCAUUAUUAUUGCUUCAAGUUUACGAUCACUCAUUUCAAAACCCAUAAAAAAACCCACAAAUUUCCCACUAAUUUCCUCAGACACCCAAAAAUGUAUCCCUUCAUUAUCUUCCUCCUCUUAUUCCCUUCUCUCUUCAACUCCCAACCCACCAUUUCAAUCCUCCCUCCGGCUCCGGCUCCGGCUCCGGCUCCGAAUACCCACGACCCGACCCAAUUCAACCUCCCGCGCUUGCUUUCCACUGCCGGCUGCACAGCCUUCGCCCAAUCCCUCGCCAAUUCCACUGCCCAAAAGGCCUUCAACGACGUCGUCCAAGGCGGCUUGACGGUCUUCUGCCCAAGCGACGUCGUUUGGGACGACUUUUCAUCCAAAUUCAAAAACCUGACUCUUCCCGCCAAAACCUCGCUCCUCGAAUUCCACGCCGUUCCCAUUUAUAUGCCGUUGCCGGUUCUCAAGUCCAAUAACGGCGUCACCAACACCUUGGCCACCGACGGCGCCGAUAAAUUUGAUUUCACCGUGCAGAAUGACGGCCAGGAUGUAACGAUUUUGACCAGCGUUGUGACGGCUAAGGUCGGUGGGACUGGUUUCGAUGAAGCUCCGUUGGCUAUUUUUUUGGUUGAUUGUGUUUUGGAACCGGAUGAGUUGUUUAGUGUCCAUGCGAUGGCGCCGGCCUCGCCCAAGGUCAAGAGUCGGUCGGAUACGGGGUCGUCUCCGCCGUCCGCGGAAUCUCCUGAUGACUCUCCGGCGGAUCACGACGGCGACGGCGACGGCGAUGGAAACUCUGCGGUUAGAGUUGAUGGUGGGGAGUUUUAUCUGGCAGCUGUAGUUUUGACUACUUGGAUGGGAUUUUUACCGCUGUAAUUGUUUAUUUAUUUAUUUACUGCAAUCAAAAUGCGGAAGAUUUAUGUCUUAAAUU
Cucurbita maxima (winter squash) is the source of this 1188-nucleotide messenger RNA. Its product is annotated as fasciclin-like arabinogalactan protein 1. The coding region runs from base 366 to 1133 and encodes 255 amino acids. The record is from RefSeq and is a predicted model, not a curated record. Lineage: Eukaryota; Viridiplantae; Streptophyta; Magnoliopsida; Cucurbitales; Cucurbitaceae. The transcript has a single exon.